AUGAAGAUUAAUAGUAAAACUAAAAUUGUUAGUCAAAAUAUUAUUUUAGUACCAUAUACUGAGAAACAUGUACCAAAGUAUCAUGAGUGGAUGAAAUCUGAGGAAUUACAAGUAUUAACUGCAUCCGAACCACUUACAUUAGAACAAGAAUAUGAUAUGCAAAAGUUAUGGCAAGAAGAUGAAGACAAAUGCACUUUUAUAAUACUUGAUAAGCAAAAAUAUGAAGUAGACAAUAAUGAGAUAGAUGCCAUGAUAGGUGAUACAAAUAUUUUUGUCAAGGAUCUUGCUCUAGGAGAAAUUGAAAUAAUGAUUGCAGAAGAAGCUGCUAGAGGUAGAAAGUUUGGCUGGGAAGCUGUUAUUUUGAUGUUAAUAUAUGGCAUUGAUUUUAUUGAAUUAAAGAAAUAUGAAGCAAAAAUUUCAUUUUCAAAUGAGAGAAGUAUAAAUAUGUUUACUAAACUAGGAUUUAAAGAGGAGUCGCGAAGUAUUAUAUUUAAUGAAAUUACUUUUGCUAAAACUGUAACACAUGAAUGGUGUGUAUCACUUAAAGAUAAUUUUAAGUAUGUAAUAAAGAAUUAUGUUGAUUAA
Pieris macdunnoughi is the source of this 585-nucleotide messenger RNA. The record is from the annotation of a GenBank genome assembly. Lineage: Eukaryota; Metazoa; Arthropoda; Insecta; Lepidoptera; Pieridae.